This is a messenger RNA of Anopheles bellator, 771 nucleotides long. Its product is annotated as pre-mRNA-splicing factor Syf2. NCBI's taxonomy places the organism in Eukaryota, Metazoa, Arthropoda, Insecta, Diptera, Culicidae. Gene Ontology annotation, cellular component: catalytic step 2 spliceosome; post-mRNA release spliceosomal complex; Prp19 complex. The transcript has a single exon. The record is from RefSeq and is a predicted model, not a curated record. The coding region runs from base 45 to 737 and encodes 230 amino acids.
AAACCAUUCUAGCUGUAGAAACCUGUGAUUUCUCACAACAAAACAUGGCAGAAACUACUGCCUCUUCGAAAACGUUCGCCGAGAAACAAGCCGAACGUAUGGCGCGACUGAAGAGCUUGCACACGCAGCGCAACGAAGCUCGCGUCUCGAACCAUCAAGAGGUCAUUGCCGAGAACGAGCGCAAACAACUGCCUGCCAACUGGGAAUCGCGGAAACGGCAGGCCGAAUGGCUCACGGAUGAUCUGAACGCCCGCACGGCCGCUGAAGCGAAAGGGCUGGACUACAAUCGCGUGAAGAUGCUGAGUGUCUCCGCGGCCGAGGCAGAGCGCAUGGACAAACUGAAGGCGAGAAAGAAAAACAUUGACCCAGGCUUCUCCGACUACGAAGCGCAAACGGCGCGGCAGUACAACCGGCUGGUAAAGAACAUGCCUCCGAGAGAUUUGGUCAAGUAUGAAGCACAAAAGGAAAAGUACGGUGCCGCGUUCUAUGGUGGACCAAAUGUGGUUCUGCAAGGGCUGCACAAAGACACUCCCGGUGCGAUCGACAACAUGGUGAAGGAUCUUGAAGGACAAAUAGCCAAGCGGAAGAAGUUCUCCCGACGGCGCACCCACAAUGACGACGCUGAUAUCGAUUACAUCAACGAGAAGAACGCGCGGUUCAACAAGAAGCUCGACCGGUUCUAUGGCGAACACACGGUCGAGAUCAAACAGAACUUGGAACGCGGAACGGCUAUCUAAUACUGCAAGCAAUGUACGUCUGCCAAACAUUCUG